Ornithorhynchus anatinus (platypus) is the source of this 1901-nucleotide messenger RNA. RefSeq names its product aminoadipate-semialdehyde dehydrogenase-phosphopantetheinyl transferase (gene AASDHPPT). Gene Ontology annotation, molecular function: magnesium ion binding; holo-[acyl-carrier-protein] synthase activity. The transcript is spliced from 6 exons. Lineage: Eukaryota; Metazoa; Chordata; Mammalia; Monotremata; Ornithorhynchidae. The coding region runs from base 5 to 1033 and encodes 342 amino acids. Gene Ontology annotation, cellular component: cytosol. The record is from RefSeq and is a predicted model, not a curated record.
CGUGAUGACGCAGGCGCCGGACGUCGCCCCCUCCCCCUGCCGGGCCCGCCCGUGCGUGAUGACGCAGGCGCCCGACGUCGCCCCUCCCCCCAGGACCGGCCGCUUCCCAACGGUUUUCCCGACCGCCUCCCGGGAAUCGGCGGGAAUCGGCGGGAUGGAGAGCGUGCGCUGGGCUUUUCCCUGCGGAGCCUGGGGCCCCGGCGCGGCCCAGUGGCUCCUGGCGGCGCGCUGCGUGCAGCCGGAGGAGAAGGAGCGCAUCGGACGCUGCGUCUUCGCCCGCGACGCCAAGGCGGCCAUGGCCGGCCGUCUGCUGAUGAGGAAGUUGAUCGCGGAGAAACUGAAUAUCCCGUGGAACGACAUACUCCUGCAGAGGACGUCGAAGGGGAAGCCGGUCCUCGCGAACGAUGUCGUCGGCACUCAUCCCAAUUUCAACUUCAACAUCUCCCACCAAGGGGACUACGCGGUCCUGGCUGCCGAACCUCAGCGACAGGUCGGCAUCGAUAUCAUGAAGACCAAUUUGCCAGGUAGGGGUUCGAUUUCAGAAUUCUUUCGGAUCAUGAACAGACAGUUUACGGUGAAAGAAUGGAUGUCAAUCAAGGCCUUUGACGACGAAUGGAAUCAACUGGAUAUGUUUUACAGGCACUGGGCACUGAAAGAAAGCUUCAUAAAGGCCAUCGGAAUUGGAAUAGGCUUUAAGCUGCAGCGGAUUGAAUUUAACGUGUCGCCGUUGCACCUCGAAGUAGGCAAAGUCUAUAGCGACACAACUAUGUGCUUGGAUGGAGAAGAAGAGGAAGGAUGGACUUUUGAGGAAACACGACUGGAUAAGUACCAUCAUGUUGCGGUGGCUCUUGGGAAACCAGAGGGAUCCAGGGACCAUCCUCCUCCUGCUCUUUCUCAGGAUCUUAGUGAGCCAGCUCAGUCCCAGUUCACUUUCCUGACGUUCAAUGAUUUGGUAGCUCCGUCGAUUCCUCUGACCCUUGAAGACCCUGCCUAUUGGGAAGACUUUUGCUCCAAACAGGAGGUGCCAGCUUGAAACUGCCCGAGUUCACGGUCGUGCCAUCUUCCCGAGAAUGCCGGAGGAUGUAUUGGAGAAAAUUUUAGAAACUGGCCUCCGAAGAAGUCAAGAGUCAUAAGAUAGUCCCCAGCACCUUUUUUGCCCCCACCCCUUCCAGCUCAAACACACGUUCGUAUCUGACAUCUUGCCCUGUGCGUUAGCGAUUCCGAGUGAUUUAAGCAGCAGUGGCCCAGAACUUCUGGAAUUUCACAGUGUUGGGAAGCUUUGGUUGUGACUAGAUUAGACUAGGCUAGCCCGCGUGACUACACCUCAGAGCCCCGUCAGGGACAUUUUACCCCUGGUCUUGUCGGGCUCUGAGUUCUGCUUUUUACGUGAUUUUUGUAUUCAUUAUUAUCCUAUCACCUUUCCUAUUGUGUCUGUGUCACCCCUGCCCCUCCCCACCCCCGCCAACCUUUUGCGUAGAUAGCGAGCCCCCGGAGAGCCAGGGACUGGGUCUAGUUUUACCGGUGUGUUUUUUUCCAGUGGUUAGCUCGAUGUUCCACCCCCAGUAGGUACUUAAUAAUCAAUCAGUGGUGUUUAUUGAGGACUCACAGUGGGCAGGGCACUGUACUAACACUUGGGCGAGUACGAUACAGCAACAGAGUUAGUAGGCGUGUCCCCUGCCCACAGCCAGCAUCAAAAAUGUGCUAGGAAAUCACAGCAGAUGUGUUAAUCAUGUAUUUGAAUUCUGUCGGUGAUAAAGAAUCAUUUCUAAAAACGGACCAGAAUGACUUUUUGGGAAUUGUCAUCGAUAAAGAAAAGAAUUGGCCCUUUUUUUUUGAAAAUAUCACUUGAGAAACACAUGAGUGAGUGUGACUACAACAAUAAAGCGUACACUAUCACCUCC